AUGGCUUCAACUAGAUCUAAUGCCAGAUUAAUUAGAUUUGGAAUAUUUGCUUUAAUUUUAAUUGGAUGUGGUUAUAUAUUAACUAGAGGGUCAUCAUUUGAACCACCAACAAAUAUUCAAAAAGAUUCAACUACAAAUGUUAAACCUCCUUCACAACAACAAACUCAACCAGAAACUCUAGAUCGACAACCUAUAAAUCAAGGUGAAAACAUAGUUCAAGGUGGUAAACAAAGAGGUCCAUUGCCAAAAGCAUAUUCUGUAGAUGGCCAACCGCAACCAAUUCCUCAAAUUGAUAUUUCAGAUAAUUAUAAUGUUGCAACAGAUAAAGUUAAAGCUACAUUUGUUUCAUUGGCAAGAAAUUCAGAUUUAUUUUCAUUAGCUGAAUCAAUUAGACAAGUUGAAGAUAGAUUUAAUAAAAAUUAUCAUUAUGAUUGGGUUUUUCUUAAUGAAGAAGAAUUUAAUCAAGAAUUUAAAGAUACUGUUAGUGCAUUAGUUUCAGGUAAAGCUAAAUUUGGUUUGAUUCCAAAAGAACAUUGGUCAUAUCCUGCGUGGAUUGAUCAAGAAAAAGCGGCAUUAGUUAGAGAAGAAAUGACUAGAAAGAAGAUUAUUUAUGGACAUUCAGAAUCUUAUAGACAUAUGUGUAGAUUUGAAAGUGGUUUCUUUUGGAGACAGGAAAUUUUAAAAGAAUAUGAAUAUUAUUGGAGAGUUGAACCAGAUAUUAAAAUUUACUGUGAUGUAAAUUAUGAUAUUUUCAAAUGGAUGAAAGAUAAUGGUAAAGAAUAUAGUUUUACAAUUUCAUUACCAGAAUAUAAAGAAACAAUUCCAACUUUAUGGCAAACUACAAAAGAAUUUAUUGAAGCAAAUCCAAAAUAUUUAGCUCAAAAUAAUUUAUUAGAUUGGAUUUCAGAUGAUAAAGGUCAAACAUAUAAUGGAUGUCAUUUCUGGUCAAAUUUUGAAAUUGCAAGUUUAAAUUUUUGGAGAUCAGAAGGAUAUCAAAAAUAUUUUGAAUAUUUAGAUAAAGCUGGUGGAUUCUUUUACGAAAGAUGGGGUGAUGCACCAGUUCAUUCAAUUGCAGCUGCUUUAUUUUUACCAAGAGAAAAAGUUCAUUUUUUUGAAGAUGUUGGAUAUUUCCAUGUUCCUUUUACAAAUUGUCCAGUUAAUAAAGAAACAAGAUUGAGUAGAAAUUGUAAUUGUAAUCCAGAUAAAGAUUUCACAUGGAGAGGUUAUAGUUGUACAACUAAAUAUUAUACUGUUAAUAAUUUUAAAAGACCAAAAGGUUGGGAACAAUAUACUGCUUAA
This is a messenger RNA of Insectozyma verbasci, 1299 nucleotides long. Lineage: Eukaryota; Fungi; Ascomycota; Pichiomycetes; Serinales; Debaryomycetaceae. The record is from the annotation of a GenBank genome assembly.